Molecule: messenger RNA, 777 nt
Organism: Eruca vesicaria subsp. sativa (arugula)
Lineage: Eukaryota; Viridiplantae; Streptophyta; Magnoliopsida; Brassicales; Brassicaceae
Source: the annotation of a GenBank genome assembly
AUGGGUUUACCUAAUCCUGGUCCUUCAAGUAAGGCAGUCUUGUGGAAAGAAAGGACGUUUAUUGACCUAGAAGGGUGUGGGAACAACAACCACAACAUGUUUUACAAUGAGUGUUCUUAUUCUUCUUCACCAAAAUCGAAAUUCUAUGGGACUGGUUAUACUUAUCCUAACGGAGGAAGAAGUGAUUACAGACCGGGAAAACCAUCGUUGGAAUCAAAUGGCAAGGAUGUGAAGUUUGUGAGAGAUUUGAACUUGAAUGUGACACUUUUUUCAAACACACCUGUUGUUGAAGUCAGAAAGGAUGAAGAAGAACGUCUAGCUACUUUACCAUGGCUUGUUAAACCCAAGUCUGCUUGUAACUCUGAGGUGGCUGAUGGGAGACGGAAUCAGAAGAUUAGUGAUGCUGUUCAGAGGGAGGCAGAGACUGAGAAGAUCAACACUAACUUGAAUAUUCCUAGAGAUGAAUGCAAUGCAGAAAGAGAUAAAGUUAGGAUGAUGCUAGACAUCAAUGAACCGUGUGAACCACUUUCAGAUGCAGAUGAGCAAUUGGAAGAACAGACCGGGACGAAGGUUUCGGUUAGUAAUAAGUGUCACAUUGAUUUGAACAUGUCAGUUAGUGAAGAAGAAGAAGAUGAGAUUGACCUGUCUCCGCAUCUUCUUGACAUUGAUAUUGCUCAAUUUGAAGUUUUUUCUAGAAAUGAUGGAGAAUUGGAAAACGAAUUUGGAAGUAAUGGCAGCCAAGGAGGAACAGUACAUACAGCAGUAGAAGAAGUAUGA